GUAAACGUGUUGAUGAUGGUCACAAGCAGAAAACAACCUGAUCUGUAGUCAGUUUCUAUCGAUGCAUACCCCAUUCAUAUGAGGAUUACCUGUCAACCAUUUUGAAUGCUUCAAGUCAACUCAGGAAUGUCAUCCCCCAAACAUCUAGAUUGUGUUUUAUACUUAAGCAAUAAGGCCUGGGGGGGUGUGGUACAUGGCCAAUAUAUCUAUGGGCUGUUCUUAUUGGCUGGUCUUAAGCAUGACACAACGCGGAGUGCCACGGCCUUUAGCCGUGGUAUAUUGGCCAUAUACAAACCCCAAGGUUCCUUAUUGCUAUUAUAAACUGGUUACCAACGUCAUUUGAAGAGUAAAAAUGUUCUGUCAUACCCGUUGUGUACGGCUUUCAGCCAAUCAGCACUUGGGGCUCGAACCACCCAGUUCAUAAUUGUUUAUAAAGCAUGGUACUCUGUUUUAUACUGUAGGUCGUUUUUGUGGAUGUUUGUGGAUGUACAAAAUCAUUUUAGCGGUUAGCAUGUAAAAAGGUGUACAGAAUCGUACCAAAGCAUGAUAUUACCUCAGUGUAGCAGUUGUAAUAACAAUAGUGGAUUGUGUUCCAGUUGUACUUUGUUAAACACAGUUGGCUCAUUCUCUGCCCUUGUGCACCUUCURUACUGAUAUUAAAGCAUGUUCAUUUGGACUUCUCUGAGACUCACUCACGGACACAUCCAGGGACUUCAGGGGUCAGAUCAUCGACCUCUAUAUCCGCUUUCUCCCCUUUUUUGUGUCCCUUUUCCCUCUCAAAAGUCCUAAUGCAUCAGCCCUCAGUCGGUGUGGUUGUCAAAGUGCACACCCCUCCUACAGAUGCUCCUCACACUGAUCUGAGCCUUUAUUAACAAAGCAUCUCUGAGAAGGAGGACCAUGGACAUUCCACAUGGGAGAUAUGGGAAACUCACUGGGGUCAUAAAAUGUAUAGAUGGGUGGGUGACACCUACCAAGAGGGUGUUGACUAACAAGAGGGAUAAGAGUAUAAGAUUGUGAGCUUUCUAAAUGUACGCACUCAGCUGACGGCAUCCUUGCUAAUAAACACGUGAAACUUCUCUUGAGCUUUUGGGAUCACUUCCUUAUUGCCAAGAGGUUAAAAAAAAAUCGCAUUUUUCUUUUUAACAAGACAAAACAACCAAAAAUGUGUCACUGUCCCAAUACUUUUUGGAGCUCACCGUAGCUGGAUAAAGACGUUCAAAUGUGACGUGAUGCAUCUUUGGCUGCUGCAACACCUUUUGCCAUACAACAGACUCAAGACACCUCGAGAGUCUUAGUUUCCAACUGCGUUAUGGAGACUUUAGCUCUCCCCCUGCAACUGCUGAUCUAUGUCUAUUUCUAUGUCUAUUUCUAUGUCCGGCUGGUGCUGCCUCUCCCAUGCAUGAUAUUGUGUGUGUUUGAACCUUGCUCAAACUGAUCCCCCCCCCCCCACAAACAUGCUGAUUGUCUGUUUGCACUUCCGCUGCAUGCCAAUGGACCUGUGUAACCUCACUGCCGAUCUUUGCCUGUGGUUUGUGUCGUCUACCUCUGCCGCUGGUGUGUCUGUUGUGUGUCUUCGCCUGUGGUGUUGUGUGAUGUUUCUUAUUCCUCUCCAUGUUGUUCCAGGGAACGCCCAACCCUCACCUCCCGUAGCACGGUCUCCUCCGACACACCUCCCAUUCCACAAGGUGCAUCCAGCGGCUCCGGCAUUCGGGAACGUUAGCUCUUCCGUGGGAGAGGACGGAACGCUGAUCAGUUGGGAAUACUGGGGAGCGGAAAAAAAUGUUUACGUAGAAUAUAUAGUAGAGAACGAUAACAGUGAAGAGGAGUGGCAGAAAGAGUAUGUAAAUGGCUCUCGGGCCCAUGUGCUGAAGGGCUUAAAGGAGGGCCUGUCCUAUAGGGUGCGCGUGGUCGCCAAGGGUCACAACGGCCAAGCGGUGCUCCACCAAUCAGAAGAGCUUUUGGUGAUGAUCCCAGGUGAGGCAGCACGCGGUUGGCCGGCCGGCCUCGCUUUGCCUUGCCCUGUGUUGUGUUGUAGAGAUUGAGAAACGUGUGUGUAUGCAGAAGCUUUGUUAUUCUUCACUACUCAAGAAACCUGUCCGGUGCCUGUGGUAUACAAUCCCUAUAUCUGUUGUUGAAGUUUGUCUUAUGGAAACGUACUGUAGGCAUGUUCAGUAGAGAUGUAGACUUGGUACUUUCCUGACCUGCAUGAUGUUUUCCUGUUCGCAUAUUUGUGUUGAAGUUAGGAACACAGUCUUGUUUCUGGAGAGACGCACAGUAAGAACAUUCUCAUAUAGAUGAUGGAUAUACCAUUCACAUGAUAUAGAAGACUGAUGUGUAACUGUCUAAUAAUCCACCUAAUUCUCUCUCCYGCUGUGGUUAACAUUUGGUUUUGUUUGUAAUGUGUGUGUACUGUGUGUGGUGUGUGUGUGGGGGGGUGCAUGAGCAAGACUGAGAGGCAGAAAGAGAGAGAGAAGCCGCGAAUGUUGUUUGCGUCAUGCACUGUAGAAGUCGAGCUGUUAGCCGUCUUCAAUACGCUCUGCAUUCAUGUGCCUGUAGCUUCCGCGAGACGAGAUGUUUAACAUCACAUCACUAACACACCAAUUGUCUUUUGCAGUAACACUAUGUAACAAUUUCCAAACAAUAAAAUACUUACAAAGGGCUCUUUGGAAACCUACUUUCAUACUAUCAUGUACUUAUGUCUCCUCCACAACUUGUUGGUUCGUGUCCCCUUUAGUAGCCUUGAUUACAAUAGAAGAUGUCUAAAACACUUAGAAGUUAACAAAACUUUAUUGUGCAUUAGAUUUUCAUUGUACUCCAGUACAGGAACUAAACGUUACUUACAUUUCCUUUCUCAAUUAAAGCAACAGGCCAGUCAUGAACAGUUUUCUGUCUCUUCCUUCCCUCUCUGCCUG
Molecule: messenger RNA, 2912 nt
Organism: Salvelinus sp. IW2-2015
Lineage: Eukaryota; Metazoa; Chordata; Actinopteri; Salmoniformes; Salmonidae
Source: RefSeq, a predicted model, not a curated record